CUUGUCAAUGUCAGUCAGCAGAUUUUGGUAGACGAAUUUGAUAAAUCAAAUUCAUUUCCUAACAUUUUAUUUAAUUUAAUUAUUAAUAUUUUGAACAAAUAAGUAUGGGUUAUUUACUGGUGUAAAAUUAUGGUCGAUAUCCUCAUACAGAUUACAUAAUGGCGCUAACCUCAAAAACAAGUAUACUUUACAGAGCGCUCACCAUAACCUCAAGGCGCUAUUAUUGUGAUAAAAACGAAAAGUCGAUUUACCAACGCCAUGAAGAGGGUGAGAAACCACGCAUGGUCCACGGUCAGGAGUACCCCGACUGGCGGAAACCCUGGGUGAAAAGGGAAGGUGAAUUUACCAGCAAAUUGUCAGUUUUCGUGGAGAAAAAUCCCAGUCCAGAUAUUAUGUUUAUUUUGUCACAAAUUCCCAAUGUAACACGGCAGAAAAUAAAAAAUUGGUGGAGCAGCAUGAAAGAAUUACAAGAAAUUGAAAAUCAAAAGUAUAUACCUGAACGAGUAGCUACUUUAGGAGCCAAUCUGGCUGCAGUACAUUUUUUCUGUUAUCGUUAUGCCGCAGUAAGAUUAAAGGGAAAAACAGAAUGGAUAAGAGGGAACAUUACAAAUCUAACACUGCCCAAUACCUUUACAGAUGGUUAUUAUGUAGAAGCUAUAGACUGCAGCGACUUCCAUCACAAUGGAAUUCGUUACGAAGGGCUUGAGAAUUUAACUAAUCUUAAUUUCUUAAGAUGGUUGUCACUUAAGCACAACAAACAUGUAGAUGUGUGGUGUUUAGACCGAAUAGCAGGCCUCACUGGAAAAACAUUGGAAUUUCUUGAUAUUAGCGGCUGUAACCUCUGUGUUGGAGGUGUAUAUGCAUUAGCAAGGAUGUCAGCUCUCAAAAUGUUAGUCAUCACAGAUCCAGGACCUGAUAUAAAGCUUCAAACAGCAUUAUCAUUGUUGGAAGAAGAAAACCCUAAUAUUCUUAUAAAAGCAAUUCCUCCAUCUAAAUAAUAUGUAGAAGGACUAUCUAUUCUAUCUUUGCCUGUCUAUAGUUUAAUUUAUUUUUAAUGUGAGAAAGGUUAAUAAAUAAAAUACAAUACUGUU
This is a messenger RNA of Ostrinia nubilalis (European corn borer), 1091 nucleotides long. RefSeq names its product distal membrane-arm assembly complex protein 2. The record is from RefSeq and is a predicted model, not a curated record. The coding region runs from base 159 to 998 and encodes 279 amino acids. The transcript is spliced from 2 exons. NCBI's taxonomy places the organism in Eukaryota, Metazoa, Arthropoda, Insecta, Lepidoptera, Crambidae.